Molecule: messenger RNA, 5505 nt
Organism: Pieris brassicae (large cabbage white)
Lineage: Eukaryota; Metazoa; Arthropoda; Insecta; Lepidoptera; Pieridae
Product: sodium-dependent neutral amino acid transporter B(0)AT3
Exons: 13
Coding region: 537-2747 (736 amino acids)
Biological process (GO): sodium ion transmembrane transport
Cellular component (GO): membrane
Source: RefSeq, a predicted model, not a curated record
AUGUGUGGGACGCCCGUUGCGGAUGUACCGCGUUCGUUAUUUGAAUGAAAAUUAUUGCGAGUAAAAAAAAUCUGUGAAUGGCCAGUGUUUAAUAAUUGUUGAAUGAGGAUUUAAAGAUAAAGCAGUGCUUUGAACGAGGAACAAUGGCGGCGAUAGACUAUAGCCUCAUGUGCUAAAACCACAGUCAAUUCAGUGCAAUAUGUGUUAUCUGUGGUUCAAUUAACGUAUCCGUUUAAAAACCUAACCUAUAUGCACAGAGAGGCAUCUAACGUAUUAGACUCACUAAAACUACGACUAAAAUUGCUCGAGAGGACACGGACAUACGUUAAAGUUAUAGAAUUUAUAAAGAAAGACGCUAUUCGGUAUUACAAAUACAUAAUACAAGAUAUAAAAUAUUAUGAACAUAUUUAUAGGUAACGAUUAUCAUUCAAAGAAUCUUGUCAAAUUGAAAUCAAUUUGAUUUUUGCAAUAUUUAAGACAAUAAUUUCACUGGUUAAUUGCGCUUAGGAAUUGUACAAAUUGUGUUUUGAAACAAAAUGUCGGCAAAGGCUGAACCAAUCGGGCCUCGGAAUGGCCACGAAUUGGCGCCAUUGAAUACCAGGGCCGAUGGCAGCGAGCGACCUCAUGGGGUUACCAUAGUUCUACAGGGUUCAAGGAACUCCUUACAGCACGAUGUCCCCGAUGAAGAUAGAGCGGCAUGGUCCGGAAAACUACAGUUUUUCCUGUCAAUUAUUGGAUACUCUGUGGGCCUUGGAAACAUUUGGCGCUUUCCGUAUCUGUGCCAACAAAAUGGCGGAGGUGCGUUCCUGAUACCCUUCCUCAUAAUGUUGGUGCUGGAAGGCAUCCCAUUGUUUUUGAUUGAAAUGGCAAUAGGCCAGAAGAUGAGACUUGGAUCCCUUGGCGUGUGGAACACCAUCCAUCCUUGGCUUGGCGGCAUCGGGAUCUCCAGCUGUGUAGUUACGUUAUUCGUGGCAUUGUAUUAUAACGUGAUAAUUACAUGGGUGUUUUUCUAUCUCUUUAAUAGUAUUCGGCUAAGCGCGGACGCCUUGCCCUGGGCUCACUGUCCCCAAGACAACGGUACUGCUGAAGAGGAAUGCUCCAAGACAUCAGCUACGGUAUACUACUGGUAUCGGGAGGCGUUAGAUGCGUCACCAAGUAUCGACAACCCUGGAGUACCACGCUGGUGGAUUGUCUGUUAUCUGCUUCUUGCUUGGAUUAUCGUUUUCUUUAUCGUCAUGAAAGGAAUACAGAGCAGUGGAAAGGUGGUAUACUUCACAUCUUUAUUUCCAUACGCUGUGCUAACCAUAUUCUUUGUUCGUGGUAUUACAUUACCUGGCUCCGCUGAUGGUAUACUACAUAUGUAUAAACCAAAGCUAGAAAAACUACUAGAUCCAACGGUAUGGUUGGACGCGGCUACUCAAGUGUUUUACUCCUUCGGGUUGGCGUUUGGCUCCCUCAUCGCAUUCGGCUCCUACAACCCACCAAAUAACAACUGUGUACGCGACGUGCUUCUUGUAUCUGUGUGCAACGCUCUGACUGCCAUAUAUGCAUCUGUGGUCAUCUUCAGUAUUUUGGGCUUCAAAGCUUUCACUAUGGUCGAAAAAUGUAUUGGCAAGGAGAUAAAAGUCUUAGCUUUGCACCAUAUCAGCGGUUUCACUGUUAACUCUACGCAGGAGUACUACGAGGAGUAUUAUCCUCGCUUGAGUGAUAAUAUCACCUCAUCACUUAACCUUACGGGAUGUACCAUGAGUCGGCAGCUGGAUGAGGCAGCGGAAGGCACGGGCCUAGCAUUCAUUGUAUUCACCCAGGCGAUUCUGAAACUUACUCCAGCUCCAUUCUGGUCCAUCAUUUUCUUUCUGAUGCUGCUCUCACUGGGUCUAGGAAGUCAGAUUGGGAUCAUGGAGGGAAUGUUGUGCACUAUAUUUGAUAUUGACUUCUUCAAGCGGUUAAGCAAACCUGUUAUAACCGGUUCCGUAUGCACUUUCUGUUUCUUCGUCGGUCUGAUCUUCACAACUGGAGCUGGAGAGUACUGGCUUAAGAUGUUUGACUCUUUCGCGGGGACCAUCGGUCUGGUGGUGGUGGCUUUGUUGGAGAUGAUCUCUGUUAUUUACAUAUAUGGACAUGAGAGGUUUACCAACGAUAUCUACGAGAUGACUGGCUACAGACCAGGUUUAUACUGGCAAGUCACCUGGCGCUAUGUGGGACCCUUCAUCGUCUCCUGUAUCCUACUCUCGUCUCUCGUAUUUAUGCUCAUCAACCCACCGACUUAUGGAGCUUGGAAUGCCGCUGAGGGACGCGUGGAGAAGACCCCGUACCCCAACUGGGUGCUGAUGGUGGCCGUAUUGAUGAUACUAGCUGGAGUACUGCCAAUACCAAUUGUUCUACUCUUGCGUCGCUUCCAAUGCUUGGCCCUCGAUGUGGAUAUCCACCAGGGAUCUAUAAGAAGAAUUGAGACCACGGUCUCUACUAAGGAGAUGAUGAGCGAUCAGGAUGUGAUUUCACCGGAGAAUGCGCCACCUGCGCCUGCGCAGCUCGUCGCCGAUGUCGCUACUAAAUUCACUAUUGGCGACUUCGAUUCUGAUUCAGAACAAGGCGAGGUGCGAGAGUCCGGCACGUGCAACGUCUCGAGCAGUAGUGAUGACGACAUCUCAAAUAAAAAAUAUUCACCUUUAACCGGAACUAGAUUCGCCCUAAAGCCCAUUGGUCACAAGGCAACGACAUUCAAAAUGGACGUCAUUGACGAUUGACCGUUAUUCUUUGUGUAUUUAAUACACGCGUGUACGCAUUAUUUUGUGUAUAUCACGUUAACGUUGUUACUUAACGUAUUUAAGUAAACAAAUGGGAAAAUGUCGGACGUCUUACCGUGUUCCAGGGUAGAUGUUCCUUGGUAUAGAUUUUUGGUGGUCGUGGCGUUUGUGUAAACUUCUGGUUAUCUACCAACUCUCUCAUUUUGCCGGAAACUAUACAGAACACACCGUAUGAAGUCACAAGAAAAUUAGUUCCAUAAGGUUGAUUGUGUGCGCUUCGUUCGUUGUGUGAUACAGAACAGAUAGCGUCGGCAAUUACGGCUGUCUUGAAUUCAACAUUCUUGAUUAAAUUAGAGCCUAAUAUAUCCUGGAACACUGUAUUUUUGUGUACGGGUAAUAUAAUUAUAACAUAGAUAUAAUAAGCACUCGUUCCCUUUCACCUAUCAUAUUGAGAAAUCAUCAGGUCCAUAAUUUGUCAACUUAUUGUAACGUAUGCAAUAUUUUCUUUAGACAAAUGUAAUCUUUGAAGCUGUUCGAAACUGUGCUUGCUAUUUAGAAUAUUUUCGAAUAGCAACACACACGUUUAUUAUAAGAGAAAUUAAUUACGAUAAAUUAUUAAACUGUGAAAGAGAAAUACUCAUUUUAUCUUGAGUUUAACGAUAAAUUUGUUUUAAAUCCUACAAUUAUUUUUUGAGCGACGCGAAGUUAGGCUUAAAUUCACAGGAUGAUAACGGUGAUUUACAUGAGUUAAUCUAGCGAAUUACCGUGAAAAGAUAUAGUAGAUUAAUUUAAAAUUUUAAGUUAUUAUAAAUCAAUUAAUUUAAAACUAUCGCCGAACGAUAUAAAUAAAUCUACUAUAUUUUUUGAAUGUCCUCUAAUUUUAAUCUAUAAUUACGCGCUUAAAUAGGAUAGUGAAAAAAUAUUUUCUUUAAGUACUUUGAAAGUGGAAAUUCGCCACGUAUAAAAGCUAAGUAAAAACUCGUUGUAAAAACUAGUGGAGCGAAUGUAAAUAAUUAGUGUAGCUUAAAAUUAAGCCAAUCUAGGAAUGCGGUGCCAGAACUCUACCACUUCGGUAGAAUUAUUUAUAACCAUUUAUGUUAUUAUAAUGUUUUCUUAUGUAGGCACUGUGCCUAAAGUGCCUUAUAAGUAAGCACGGGCAUGUCUUUAUCAAUAUGUUGUCGAAGUACGUAGUCAGUAAUAGGCAAUUAAUAUUGUGUUUUCUUUGUGUAUCCAUACCGUAUCAGAAAGCAUAUAUUAAGUUACGCACCACCCAACUAUAAUUUGGUGGACUUAUGUCUUCUAUAUCAAUCACCGUAACAAAGCGAAACCGUUGAGCUUUCGUGGAUUGUUUAAUUUUCCAUUAUACAUGUAAAUUUAGGAUUGCGAUAAAAUUUAAUUUUAUAAGAUGCCAAGAUACAUUAGUAAAAUUUAUGUUCGCUAAAGGCGCUAUACAAUGAUGAACAAAAAUAACUUUCGUGUAAAAGUCUAGGAAUAAAACGUUAAAAACGAAAUCGAGGUAUGCUAGUCAUUUUUAGAUAAUGUUUAGGACGUUAUAGCUUGGCUAUUUAGUCUAGAUAAUGUGCAGGAGCAAAAUGCAAGGAGUUUAUGAAUGAAAUUAAGAAAACUUGAUUCACAACUUGGUACAAGAGCAAAGAAAAUCAGUUAAUAAAAUAUAAAUUAAUAUAAACGAUAAAUUAUUUUCCUAAUUAUCUGUCAAUGAUUUUGACCGUAGACUAUUAAAUGUAUGACAUAAUUUAAUUUAUUGAUAGUCUGUGCGGAAAUUAUCUUCUGUGCGCGUCAUUUAUUCACACGUUGUAGUCUUAAUUUUUUGUAUCAAGACUUGAACUAGAAUGACGUGUAUAUAAUAUAACACUGCUACGACCUCAAUUGCUACGACAGUUCUUUUUCCGCACAGACUACUACUAAUUAAAUUAUUAAUUUGAAAUUCUCUUAUUGCGAUGAAACAGCAAUCAGGACUAUCAUAUGUCGAUUUAAAGUAGCUCUUCGUGUAAAAUAUAAUACUUAUAAAGAUCGCUAGAUACAUUUCCAAUACAACAUUUUGUCUUUUAAAGAUGUUCCAAAACGACAUUAAUUAGCCAAGUAAUAAUAUGUGGUAAAAAUGUGACGAAUACGGUUUUUGUCUUUAAAUUCUAUAUUCAAAGUUGAGCGAGUAUGUUUUAUUUUUUUCGUCGUUUUAAUUUUAUCAGAGGAAACGCGUUGAAAAACUAUUCGUUUUGUGUAAUAAUUGUACUGUUAUGUAUGUAUUCGGCAUUUCGAAAUAUUGCCAUAUCCAUUGAACUAAAUAGUUGCAACAUUCCAAAUAGUAUAUAAUUAUCGUAAUACCAGGGCACUGUUAUUUUAGCAGUUUAUGUCCUUCGCAAACACGAUAUAUUUAACAGGAAUAUGCCGAUUAACGUAUCGAUGUCGAAGGGCAAGAUUUCGAUAUACCCUCUCAAUUUUAAUGUGUCAUAUAAGUAUGACAAAAGCUCACUUUUAGCGAGUACUAUUUGACUCGGGAAAGCUAAUAAUUACUUGACUUAACCCAAACUAACAAGUUGCGAAUUUUAUAAUUUAGAUAUAUUUUUUAAAUGUAAAAUGUAUCGUGUUUACGAUCGUCUUUACUUGUUUAUCGCUCAAAAGAGCAUUAGUGUUGGUUCAGUAGUUUAUAGGUAGCUUAGGGAUGACAUCCCGAAUAGACGUAGUUAAACUGAUAUUAUUAAGAUUAAUUUACGAAAUGCGAAUAAAAUUAUGCCGCCAU